UAGGUGCGAACAAAAUCCUAAUCUCUUUCUUCCCUUGAUCUCUUUUGAUCUCUCUGAUUGCAGAAAAAGAGUUCUGUAGAUCGAUUCAUCCAACUUGAAAAUCAAGCUGUAACUUUGUGUUCUCAACAUAUUACAAACAACUGCUCACAGUUCAGAGGUAACGGAUAUAUUUCUACUCGCCAGAUUCACGGGUAUUUUUUCUGCUUACCAGAUUCACUAAAAAGAACAAAAACAAUUUAAAAAGAAUCUUGAAUGGUAUUUCUAUUGGUUGCAUCCUGCUUCUUUGCAGUAUGACAGAUCAAACCCAGUUGUCAGAAUUCCUGAUAAGUUCCAUUUGGUACAACUUUGUCCACAUUGGUUUACUUAAAAAAUUUUUUUUUUUAUAAUAAUGAUUUCCUUUUUGGUAGUCAUCAUAAAGAAAGAAGUAUUUCCUCUCUCUAGAAAGCUACUUUCCUAACCUUUUGAGGCUUUGAGCGUUCUCCAUUGGAUAAAAAGAUAUGAGUUAACACAGAGAGAGGGAUGAAGACAUGACUCCUUUUUCUCUUGAUGAAAGCCUUUGACUCCCAUGGCAAAGAGAAAGAAUUGGCUUGAUAGACUAAAGAAUUUUUUUACCUCAGAGACUCAAUCGAAACAAGAGAAGAAGGAUAGGAGGAGAAGAUGGCUUUUUGGAAGAUUGAAAUCGAAAUUCUCUCCUGCUUUGCCGCCGCCAUCGCUGCUGAGAUUGAAAUCAUUAAGAGAGGCUGAGCAAGAGCAAACCAUGCAUGCAGUUGCAGUUGCUAUUGCCACUGCGGCGGCGGCCGAGGCUGCUGUUGCUGCUGCUCAGGCUGCUGCUCAAGUCGUUCGCCUUACUGGGAAUUCCUUGUCUUAUCAGAGAACACAGGAAAUUGCAGCAACAAAGAUACAAACAGCUUUUCGGGGUUAUCUUGCAAGGAGAGCAUUGAGAGCUCUGAAAGGUCUGGUUAAGCUUCAAGCACUAAUUCGCGGACAAGCUGUGAGGCGCCAAACAAAUAUUACUCUAAAAGGUCUGAAGUCCCUUAUGAAGAUACAAUCACAAGCUUGUGCAAAUCGAAUGAAAACAGCUGCCCAUAAUCAGUCAAAUGAAGAUAAAGAUGUUUUUCAUCUGAAAGCGUUGAAAGAUAGACUAACCGUUCAUACACAGGCUCAACAUAGUGACAGAAUGUGGAAUGGCAGCAUCUUGUCAAAGGACGAAAUCAUUUCUCUUCUAAGAAAACGUCAAGAAGCUGCCUUCAAGCGAGAGAGAGCCAUGGACUAUGCAUCUACAUAUCAAGAGAGGAGACAUUUUGCAAAUCCAACAACACCUAUAUCGGAUCAUGAGUUAAACACCAACACUCGUCAUGCAAACUGGAGCUGGCUUGACUCCCAACCUCAAGAUAAGGACAUCCAUGAGGUUUCACCAUUACAAUGCCGAGACCGAAUUGCCCGAAAUCAACAGCUUCUUGCUUCAGAAUCACCAUCUGAGCAUAAAGGAAAAGCUGAAGAUUUUGAGAUCGUGUAUCAGGCAAGGAGAUCUUUUAACCGAUCCGAGCGAGCCCAAUCAAAGGAUGAUGAUUUUUUCUCAAGCUCACCUUAUUUUCCAAGCUACAUGGCAUCCACAGCUUCAACAAAGGCUAAGUUCAGAUCAGCAAGCACACCGAAACAGCGACAAGGAACAUUGAAUUCAUCUGAUCAUUGCAGUCUCAACAAAGACAAACUUCUUUCACCCUUGCCAUUUGUAAAGACUCCUUUGAAUCAUCAAAGAUCACCAAGGUUGAGAGGCAAUUCAGGCCCUGCAAAACACUUUAGUAUUGACUCUGAAAGGUCCUUGGUAAGCUGGGAGAAAAGUAGUCCUUUUAGGUGAAGUUUGAUGUUGUUGAUUGCAACAUAUAAGUAUUUUGCUUGUUGCUGUAUUGUUAUAUCAACAUUUCUUCAGUCUCCAUUUGCUUUGUGAGUUCAAUAGCUUAUGCUUUUGUGUUCAGGCCUGUAUUGUUUCUUCCAGAAAGCCAGAUCUUUGAAAUCUUUUUAGGAGAUUAAAGACAUCCAAGUCCAACUAUAGAAUCAUCAUUAGAUUUA
Molecule: messenger RNA, 2070 nt
Organism: Dendrobium catenatum
Lineage: Eukaryota; Viridiplantae; Streptophyta; Magnoliopsida; Asparagales; Orchidaceae
Product: protein IQ-DOMAIN 14
Exons: 6
Coding region: 566-1858 (430 amino acids)
Molecular function (GO): protein binding
Source: RefSeq, a predicted model, not a curated record